Molecule: messenger RNA, 2655 nt
Organism: Hevea brasiliensis (rubber tree)
Lineage: Eukaryota; Viridiplantae; Streptophyta; Magnoliopsida; Malpighiales; Euphorbiaceae
Product: mitogen-activated protein kinase 9
Exons: 11
Coding region: 470-2260 (596 amino acids)
Biological process (GO): intracellular signal transduction; protein phosphorylation
Cellular component (GO): cytoplasm; nucleus
Molecular function (GO): MAP kinase activity; ATP binding
Source: RefSeq, a predicted model, not a curated record
UCUUCUCAUUCCAUCCCACAAAAAUUGAGAUUAAAAAUAUUGAUUAGAUUCAGACGGAGCUGGUGGGAUUCUAGAACUUUUUGCCAUGCCAUUCCCAAUAAUAAAACUUAAAAAGGUUCAAUUAAGAGCCCUUGUAGAUAAGUUAAAAAAAAAGAAGAAAGCUCUGGUAGAUUGGGAGGUGUGGUCAGUGUGGAUGUGAAGAUGAUGAUGUUGGCGCAGAGAAUAAUUUCUUGAAGCAAUUAAAUAGUAGGGGGAAGAAGCAAACGUGUCCGUCUCUGCCUCGUAAAAUAAUCAUAAAAAGAAAGAAAGAAGAGAGACAUGCAAAAGAGCAAGAAUAGCAAACAAUUAGAUCGACGAGAAAAUAGCAAAUCCAGACCCAAAAUAGGAAACAAGAAACCAUACAUAGAAAAUAGGAAGGUGGGCAAAUGCUAGAAUCGAGUGGCUGUAAAUCAAACAGCCUGAGAUUUACAUGGGGAGCGGGACUCUUGUGGACUUUGUUCGUCGCUGGUUUCAUCGCCGCAACACUUCUUCAUCGUCAUCAUCAUCUUCAGAUACUAUUAUUAGUGGCCACCCACAAUCAUCGGCUACUAGUGUGCGUGAAAGGCGAAGAAGCGAAGGAGGUGGAGAGCAGGAGAAUCCGUUAACGGUUAUUGAGGAUUUUGAUCUCUCUGGAUUAAAGCACAUUACAGUUCCCCAACAAAUUACCCAUUUCGCUUUUGGCUCUACUACUACCAUGGAUGCACACAAGAAGGGCUCUGCUGAAGCAGAAUUCUUCACUGAGUAUGGAGAGGCAAGUCGAUAUCAAAUACAAGAAGUCAUUGGGAAAGGCAGUUAUGGUGUUGUUGGCUCUGCAGUUGACACUCAUACUGGAGAAAAGGUUGCAAUCAAGAAAAUUAAUGAUGUUUUUGAGCAUGUUUCUGAUGCCACACGUAUUUUGAGAGAAAUUAAGCUUCUUCGGUUGCUUCGACAUCCUGAUAUUGUAGAAAUAAAGCAUAUAAUGCUUCCUCCUUCACGUAGAGAAUUCAGAGAUAUCUAUGUUGUUUUUGAGUUGAUGGAAUCUGAUCUUCACCAAGUAAUUAAGGCAAAUGAUGAUCUUACUCCUGAGCAUUAUCAGUUUUUCUUGUACCAGCUUCUUCGUGGUCUGAAAUAUAUACAUACAGCCGGUGUGUUUCAUCGAGAUUUGAAGCCAAAGAACAUUCUUGCUAAUGCCGAUUGCAAACUGAAGAUAUGUGAUUUUGGUCUUGCUCGAGUAUCUUUUAAUGAUGCCCCAUCAGCUAUUUUUUGGACUGACUAUGUAGCAACAAGGUGGUAUCGAGCUCCUGAACUUUGUGGCUCUUUUUUUUCUAAAUACACCCCCGCUAUUGAUAUUUGGAGCAUAGGAUGCAUAUUUGCUGAAUUGCUUACAGGGAAACCAUUGUUUCCUGGGAAGAAUGUGGUGCAUCAAUUGGAUCUCAUGACUGAUUUGCUUGGCACUCCUCCUUCUGAAUCCAUUUCAAGAAUUAGGAAUGAAAAGGCAAGAAGGUACCUUAAUUGCAUGCGGAAGAAACAACCAGUUCCAUUCUCACAGAAGUUCCCUAACGCAGAUCCUUUGGCUCUACGCCUACUUGAACGCCUACUUGCAUUUGAUCCUAAAGAUCGUCCAACAGCUGAAGAGGCAUUAGCUGAUCCUUAUUUUCAAGGUUUGUCAAAUGUUGAUCGUGAGCCAUCAUCCACGCAACCCAUUUCAAAGCUGGAAUUUGAGUUUGAGAGAAGGAAAUUGGCAAAAGAUGAUGUGAGAGAACUGAUCUACAGAGAGAUAUUGGAGUAUCAUCCUCAGAUGCUACAGGAGUACCUUCGAGGUGGAGAACAAACAAGCUUUAUGUACCCAAGUGGUGUUGAUCGAUUCAAGCGGCAAUUUGCACAUCUUGAGGAGCAUUAUGGUAAAGGUGAAAAAGGCAACCCAGUCCUAAGGCACCAUGCUUCCUUGCCUAGACAACGUGUUCCUGUUCCCAAGGAGGAGACUUCUGAGAAAAACAAUGAUAUAGAGAGGGAAACUUCAACUUCUGUUACAACUAAUGAUUCAGAAAAUGCAACAGUAACACAGAAUGGCUCUUCCAAAGCAAACCACUCUGCUCGUGGCUUAUUGAAGAGUGCUAGCAUUAGUGCUUCCAAGUGUAUAGGAAUGAAACCAAGAACAGAUCCAGAGGACACAAUUGAUGAGGUCAAUGAUGAGUCUGUCAAUGUUGACUUGUCUCAUAAGGUUGCAAACAUCCAUAACUGAUGCCUGAUAUUUGUUGUAACCUCUUCUAGAGAUUCGGAUGGCUUAACCUCUUAAUCUGCACAUUUCCCUCCAUUAUAUGAGAACAGAGGUGUUUCUCAAUGACCUACAAAGAGGAUGAGGUAGAAGCUAACAGUAGAACUUCAUUGGCAUAGUUUCACCUCACCUGUGUUGCUGGAUUACAGAGAAGAGAUGCUUUCUUGUUAAUAGCUCCAUCUGUAAUCUUUUGUAUCUGGGCAGAAGUCUACCUGCAUUUUGGACAAACAGCAUAGUAUAUAUAUUAUAUAUAUUUUCUUUCUUUCUUUUGCUUAGUGUGAUGCCAGGAAAGAACAAAUUUGGUCUGAAGAGUGGCAUUGUCUUAAUUUAAUGAUAAUUAUAGUAAAAUUUCGAUUCUUGCA